This is a messenger RNA of Closterium sp. NIES-65, 9450 nucleotides long. Lineage: Eukaryota; Viridiplantae; Streptophyta; Zygnematophyceae; Desmidiales; Closteriaceae. The record is from the annotation of a GenBank genome assembly.
AUGAGUGAGGAUACUAGCCCACGGGUAAUGUGUACAGUGCACGAUUUAGAGACCUAUUGCGUCAUCGUCGCUUCUUCCGGUCGUGCGGGGGGGGGCGGGGGACAGGGGGGAUCAGGCCGGGGGGGUGCGGGCGGUAGUGGCGAGCGGGGAGCGGCGGCGGACAUUUUGCGGCGGCUGCUGGCGGAGCUGUGUACGCGCACGCCGUACGCGGCGAAGGAGGAGGGCGCGCUGACGCUGCGCCAGCACGUGGAGGAGGAGGCGCGCGAUCUCAGCGGCGAGGCGUUCACGCGUUUCAUGGACACGCUUUACGAAAGGAUCAACGUGCUUGUAGAGAGUACCUCGCCGUCCGAUAAUCUCGGCGCCGUUCACGCGAUCGACGAGUUAAUCGACGUGCCGCUCGGGGAGAGCGCCGCCAAGGCGUCGCGUUUCGCGUCGUUCCUGCGGCGAAUCUUUGAGGAAAAGACAGACGCUGACACGAUCUCCGCGGCGGCGGCGACGUUGGGACACGUGGCACGCGCGGGCGGCGCGAUGGCUGCUGACGUGGUGGAGUUUCAGGUGAAGGAGGCGCUGCGGUGGCUCGAGGGGGAGCGCGUCGAGGCGCGGCGAUACGCGGCCGUGCUUAUUCUGAAAGAAAUGGCGACGAACGCGCCGACGGUCUUUAACGUGCACGUCCCGACAUUCAUCGACGUCAUCUGGGCGGCACUGCGCGACCCGAAACUCGCGGUGCGGGAGCGCGCGGUUGAGGCGCUGCGCGCGUGCCUGCGCGUUAUCGAGAAGCGCGAGACGCGGUGGCGCGUGCAGGGCUACUAUCGACUGUUCGAGGAGACCGAGAAAGGGCUGCAGCGCAGUGCGAGCGUCGAGAGCAUCCACGGCUCGCUGCUCGCGAUCGGCGAAAUGCUUCGCAACACGGGCGAAUUUAUGAUGGCGCGUUACAAGGAAGUCGCGAACAUCGUUCUCAAGUACCGCGACCAUCGCGAGCGCCUCAUCCGCCGAUCCAUCACCGCGCUGCUGCCGCGCAUCGCGCAUUUCCUCCGCGACCGCUUCGUGAGCAGCUAUUUAAAGAUCUGCAUGGACCACCUCCUAGGCGUCAUGAAGAACCCCGCCGAUCGCGACGCGGGCUUCGCGGCGCUCGGCGAGAUGGCCAGCGCCGUCGGGCCCGCGCUGCGCCCAUACCUCCCCGCGAUCUCCGCGCUCCUCCGCGAGGCGCUCACUCCGCGACGCGGGCGCGCGUCGGUGGAGGCGCUGACAUGCGUGGGGCAGCUGGUGGCGGCGGUGGGGGACGACAUGCGCGAGGUUGCGCGCGAGCUGCUCCCCGUGUGCCUGCACACGGGGCUCUCCCUCCCCCUCGUGCACACGCUCGCGCACAUCUCCGCGCACCUCCCCGCGCUCAAGCCGCUCGUCCAAUCACAGCUCAUUGAGGCCAUUACCGCCGUCCUCGCGCGCAAGCCCUCCGCGCGGAUUGGAACCAGCGCGGGCGGCGCUUUCGGCUCGCUGACGGGCGUGCGCCCGCCCGCGGGCGCAGGUGGAGGCGGAAGCGGAUCCGGGGGCUCGCUGACGCUCGGCGGAAGCGCCAGCCUGAGCAGCCUGGCGAGCGGCGCGCUGACAGGCGGGGGGGGCGGCGGAGCGGGGAGCAGCGCGGGCGGCGGAGCGGGGGGAAGCGUGGCGGGGGAACUAUCAAUGGCGGGAGUGACGCAGCUGGCGCUGUGCACGCUGUACUCGUUUGACCUAUCAGGACACGACCUGCUGGAGCUGACGCGUGUACACGUGGCGAGGUACCUGGAGGAUGAUGACGUGGCGACCAGGAGGGAGGCUGCUGUGUGCUGCGCGCACGUCCUCGCCCACACCGCCUCCGCCCUCUCCGCGCCCCCCUCCCCCUCCCCCGCACCCUCCCCGGCGUCCCAGGCAGAACCUGGUGGCGCGGGCCCAGCCUCUGGCGCUGCGGGCGGUGGGGGAGGAGCUGCGCGGGCGGCAGGGGUUGUUUCCGGCAGCGUGGGGGGCGGCAGCGGGAGGGGCAGCAGCAGUGCUGCGGCACUCAAAGUGCAGCGAAUCGCGCAGCAGCUGCUGCUACAGCCGGGCAUGCGGAAGAAGCGGCGAUGCAUUGUGGAGGACAUGCUGGAGCGCCUAUUGGUCUCCUCUGUUGCUGACGUGGACGCUGGCGUGCGCAAGGCCGUCCUCGCGUGCCUCUCCGCACCGGCCUCCACCGCACUGGACUCCUUCCUGGCGCAACCCGACUGCCUCCGCGCGCUCUUCAUCGCACUAAACGACGAGACCUACGACGUGCGAGAGCAGGCCGUUCUCCUCGCCGGGCGGCUCGCCGCCCGGAACCCGGCGUACGUGCUGCCGGCGCUGCGGCGGCAUCUGGUGCGGCUGCUGGGGGACGUGGAGCACAGCGGGGACAGCCGGCUGCGGGAGGACGGCGCGCGGCUGCUGCGCUGCCUCAUCCACUCGUGCACGCCGCUCGUGGCUCCCUACAUCGCGCCCAUCCUCAAGGUGUUCGUGGCGCGACUCAAGGCUGUCUCGGCCGCGCAUGCGGCCGCCGUGGGUACGGUGGGUGGCGGUGGGACGAGUGGGGUGGUGGCGUCGAUGCUGGCAACGGUAGGUGAGCUGGCGAAGGUGGCGGGGAGUGCGCUCACGCCCUACGUGCCCGACCUCAUGCCUCUCAUAGUGGACUCCUUGCAUGAUACCACGGGGCCGGGACCGGGAGAAAGGAGGGAGGUGGCGGUGGUGACGCUGGGGCAGGUUGUGGAGAGCACGGGUUGUGUCGUCGCGCCGUACCGCCACUACCCCCAACUUUUGGGGUUACUUCUGUCGAUGCUGAACGGGCAGCUGGCGUGGUCGAUGCGGCGGUCGGUGCUGCAGGUGCUGGGCAUUCUGGGCGCCUUGGACCCGCACGUCAAUAAGCGCAACCAGCUGCUGCUGCUGCCGCCAGCCAUGGCCGCCCAGGGGGGCGUGGACGCCCGGGGGGACUCCGCAGGAGGGGGUGGAGGCGCGGGUGGGGGUGGCGGAGCAGCAGGGGGAGGCGGGGGGGGCGGGGGAGCGGGAGCAGGGGGAGCGGCGGGAGGAGGAGGGGCGGGGGGAGGGGGCGGGAGGGGCGGGGCGGCGGGAGGCGGAGCAGGGGGCGCAGCUGGGGCGGCAGGCGGGGCAGUGGGACCAUUACAGCCACCGCGCGUGCUCCAGGGCUUCGACCGCAUGGGUGGCAUGGGCGGCGACGACCCACUGACAGACGUGCCGUCAGCGGGAGGCCUAACAGACGAGUACUACUCCACAGUGGCCAUCUCCGCUCUCCUCCGCAUCCUGCGCGACGGCGCCCUCGCAGCCUACCACCUGCGCGUCGUCAGCUCGCUCAUGUUCAUCUUCCGCACCAUGGGGCUCGCCUGCGUGCCCUUCCUCCCAAGAGUGCUCCCGGAGUUGUUCAAUGUCAUGCGCGCGUGUGACGAGAGCCUCAGGGAGUUUCUGUUCUGGCAGCUGGCGCAGCUGGUCGGCAUCGUUCGGCAGCACAUGCGCAAGUACCUGCCAGAGAUCACCGCCCUGAUCCACGACUUCUGGCACCCGCUGCUGCUCUCCGUCUUCCCCCGCCCGCCCGCACCCUCCCCCGUGCUCAACCUAGUGGAGCAACUCGCCCGCGCCCUCCCCGAGGACUUCAAGGCGUGCCUCCCGGACUUGCUCCCGCGGUGCGUGGCGGUCGUGGCGGACGCGGAGCGCAGCGGCGACUACAAGCGCGUGCCGCCCGUGCUGCACGCGUUUGAGGUGCUGGGCGGCAGCAUGCUGGGCGGCGACAUGGAGCCGCACAUGCACCUGCUGCUGCCCGCCGUGGUGCGCCUCUUUAAGCCCGGCGUGUCCGACGUGCCGCUGCCCAUCCAGCGCGCUGCCGUGCGCACGCUCACACGCCUGCUGCCCUCCUUGCACGUGGCGGACCAUGCGGCGGCCAUCCUGCAUCCGCUGGCGCGCGUGCUGGACGGGCCCAGCGAGGAGCUCCGCAGGGACGCUGCUGACGCCAUCUGUGACCUCGCUCUCGCCCAGGGACCCGACUUCGCCCCAUUCAUCCCCACCAUCCGCCGCCUCCUCUCCCGCCACCGCCUCUCCAGCGCGCGAUUCGACGCCAUAGCAGCGUGCCUGCAGCGCCGCGACCCCUCGCUGCUGCUCAACCUCCCCCCCGCCGCCCACUCCUCCCUCCCCCGUGUUCCCUCCUCCGCCUCCUUCGCCGGGGGGAGCACCUGGGGGAGCUCCGAUAAUCUCGUAGGCCAGGGGGGAGCGGCUGGGGGAGGGGGGGGGACGCAGGGGGGAGGAGGGGGAGGCGCGGGCGGGCAGGGGGCGGGAGGAGGAGCGGGGGGCGGAGGCAGGGGCGCGGGCGGCACAGGCGCUGCGGCUGCUGGCGGCGCUGGCGGUGGUGCUGGUGGCGGCGGGGGAGGGCCACUAAACGCCACGGUGGGGUUCGAUGAGGACUGGGGCUUCGACUUCGACGGCAUGGGGUCGUCCCUCGACGCCGUCGGCAGCGCUGGCGGCCCCGGCGGCACCUCCAGGGGCGGCGGCAACAGCAGCAGCGGCAGUGGAACCAACUUGGGUUUAUCAGCUUCAGGCACCUUACGGGUGAACGAGGGGCAGCUGAGGAAGGCAUGGGAGUCGUCUCAGCGCAGCACGCGGGAGGACUGGGCGGAGUGGAUGCGCCACUUCUCUGUAGAACUCCUCAAAGAGUCGCCUUCCCCCGCCCUGCGCACGUGCGCCACGCUCGCGCCCCUCCAACCGCACGUGGCACGGGAGCUGUUCGCGGUGGGGUUCGUGAGCUGCUGGCAGGAGCUGAACGACGCCAGCCGCGACCAGCUCGUGCACUCCCUCGAAGCCGCCUUCGCCUCGCCCAACAUCCCCCCGGAGAUCCUCGCAACGCUGCUCAACCUGGCGGAGUUCAUGGAGCAGAACGAGUGCCCGCUCCCCGUCGACAUCCGCACCCUCGGCGCCUUAGCGGAGAAGUGCCACGCAUUCGCCAAGGCGCUGCACUACAAGGAGAUGGAGUUUGAGGUCGACCCGGCGGCCACGGUUGAAGCGCUGAUUCACAUCAACAAUCAGCUGCAGCAGCACGAGGCGGCGGUGGGCAUGCUCGUGUACGCGCAGCGGCACCUGGCCGUGCAGCUCAAGGAGCCGUGGUAUGAGAAGCUGCAGCGCUGGCACGACGCGCUCGCCGCUUAUGAGCGCCGGGCGGCCGCUGCUGUGGCGGCCAUGGGGGGCGGGGUCGGGGGAGGCGGAGCGGCAGCGGGAGGCGUCAUGGGGCAGACGGGGAUGCUUCUCUCUGGCGGGCCCGGCGCUGCUCCCGGGGGCAUGCACCCCGGCAUGCACCCAUCCAUGCCGGUGUCGGCGUCAGCAGCAUCAGCGGCGUCAGCGGCGCUGCUAGACGCCACGCUGGGCCGCAUGCGGUGUCUGGGCGCGCUGGCGCGGUGGGAGGAGCUCUCUGCGCUCUGCCACGACGCCUGGCCGCCCGCUGAGCCCACCGCACGCGUGCAGAUGGCGCCGCUGGGGGCGGGAGCAGCGUGGAACAUGGGGCGGUGGGAUGACAUGGCGGAGUAUGUCUCCGUGCUGCCUGAUGGGGGGGAUGAUGCCGGUGGGGCGUCCAUGGGUGGGUUUGGCGGGAUGGGCGGCGGUGGCGGGAGGUUCGGCGCGGUUCUGCCGAUGCAGCAGCACCAUAGCUUGGCGGGAGGUUCGGGGGUGGGGUCAGGUUCGGGGCGCAGCGACGGGGCGUUUUUCCGCGGCGUGCUGGCGGUGCGGCACGGGGCGUUCGGGGAGGCGAGGGAGUUCGUGGAAAGAGCGCGGAAGCUACUGGCGACGGAGCUGGCAGCACUGGUACUGGAGAGUUAUGAGAGGGCGUACGGGGACGUGGUGAGGGUGCAGCAGCUGUCUGAACUUGAGGAAGUUAUAGACUACUGCUUGCUGGGGGCAGAUGCAGGGGGGGGAGCAGCUGGUGGGGGCGUGGGAGGGGGUUUUGGAGGGAUGGACGGAGGUGGGGUAAUCGGAUUUGGAGGGGAGGAGGGGCACAUGGGCGCGGGGGAGGUUGAGGCGAGGAAGGCUCUGAUCCGGCAGAUGUGGCGGGAGAGGAUCAAGGGUGCGCAGCGCAACGUGGACGUGUGGCAGGCGCUGCUAGCCGUGCGAUCCCUCGUCCUACCCAUGCACGAGGACGCCCACACGUGGCUCAAAUUCGCCUCUCUCUGCCGCAAGAGCGGGCGCGUGAGUCAGGCCCGAGCCACCCUCCUGAGGCUGCUGCAGCACGACCCUGCCGGGGCCAGGAUGCUCGGGCUGGAUGUUCACGAGGGGGAGGGCGGUGCGGUUACCAGCAUUGGCACUCCGGGCGGCGGACUGGCGGUGGUGGCCGGUGCGGGGGCGGCUGGGGCAGUGCCGCUGCUGCGGCUGCCUUCGGUGGGGUUGCGGGGCGGGGCGGGCGCGGGAGGAGGAGUGCUGGGGGGAAGCGGGUUGGGCAGUCCCUCAUCCACUCCCCCUCUACUCAUCCCAGCCAUGCCACACGUGGUGCUGGGCUAUCUCAAGUACGCCUGGGCGCUCGCCUCCGACGUCAACCGCCGCAACGCCUUCCGCUGCCUGCAGGAUCUCGCUGCCGCGCUCGCAGCCACUCACGGCGCGCCACCUGGCACCGCCGCCCUGGGGCUCGGGAUGGCUUCGGCGUCAAGCUUGGGGGGGGCGCGGCCGGUGUCUCCUCUGCCCGGCAUGACCUCGCUCCCACACACCGGCCACUCACCCCCUCCCCCCUCUGCUAUCCCAGGGCUCCCCUCCUCCUCCUCCCUCGCAGCACCGUCAGCAGGAGCAGCAUGGGCUGGAGCAGCAGCAGGAGCCACAGGGGAGGGCAGCAGCAGCGGCAUGGCGCACGGGGCGCCCCUUCUCUCGCGGGUGUACCUGAAGCUGGGCACGUGGCAGUGGUCGCUCCACCCCACCCUCUCCGACUCCUCCGUCGCCGAGAUCGGCACGUCCCUGCGGGCGGCAACAGAGCUGGCGCCAGAGUGGGGGAAGGCGUGGCAUCGCUGGGCGCUGUUCAACACGGCAGCCAUGACGCAUUUCACGCAGAGGGGCAACGCACACGCCGCUCAGAACCACCUCGUUGCCGCCAUUGCGGGGUUCUUCCGGUCCAUUGCGCUGGCCACGGCAGGCGGGGCGGCGAGCCAGGCAGGCGGGCGAGCGGUGUUUGCUGCUGCUGGUGUGGGGGUAGGGGGAACAGGUGGUGCAGGUGAUGGAAAGGGGAUGGGGGCGGGCGGGGGAGUGGGGGUGGCGAAGGGGCUAGGGUCGGGGAAGGGCGCGGGGGACAGCCUGCAGGAUAUUCUGCGGCUGCUGACUCUCUGGUUCCGGUACGGCGCUACAGCCGACGUGCAAACGGCGCUACAGGAGGGGUUCACGCACGUGAACAUCGACACGUGGCUGCACGUCAUCCCUCAGAUCAUCGCUCGCAUCCACAACAACGUGCCCGCCGUCCGCUCCCUCGUGCAAUCAUUGCUCAUCCGCGUCGGGCGGCAUCACCCGCAGACGCUCAUGUUCCCGCUGCUCGUCGCCUGCAAGUCCAUGUCGCUCUCGCGCUGCGCCGCCGCACAAGCAGUCCUGGACAACAUCCGCUCGCACUCUGCCGCUCUGGUGGAGGCAGCACAGCUGGUGUCUGUGGAGCUGAUCCGAGUGGCCAUCCUGUGGCACGAGAUGUGGCACGAGGCGUUGGAGGAGGCCUCGCGGCUGUACUUCGGAGAGCGCAAUGUGGACGGCAUGCUGGCCGUGCUCGCUCCGCUGCACGCGCUGCUCGAAACCGCCGGCCCGGAAACCAGCACGGAAGCUGCCUUCGUGGAAGCGUACGGGCGGGAGUUGGCGGAGGCGGCGGAGUGCUGCGCCAACUACAGGCGGACGGGGAGAGAGGCGGAGCUGACACAGGCGUGGGACCUGUACUACCACGUGUUCAAGCGCAUCAACAAGCAGCUCCCCGCGCUCACCACUCUCGAGCUCCUCCAGGUGGCGCCUGCGCUGGUCAACGCCCGCGACCUCGCUCUCGCUGUCCCCGGCACGUACCGAGCCGGCCGGCCGACAGUGACGAUCGCCGGGUUUGCGCCGCAGCUGCUGGUGAUCACGUCCAAGCAGCGGCCACGGAAGAUCUCGAUCUUGGGAUCCGACGGCCGGGAGUACGUGUUCCUGCUGAAGGGCCACGAGGAUCUACGGCUGGAUGAGCGCGUGAUGCAGCUGUUUGGGCUGGUCAACACGCUCCUGGCCGGCGCCAGGUCAGCAGCUGACAAGGACCUCUCCAUCGAACGGUACGCAGUGGUGCCGCUGUCGCCCAACAUUGGUCUCAUCGGGUGGUUACCACAUUGCGACACAAUGCACCAGCUGAUUCAGGAGUACCGCGAGGCACACAACAUCGCAGUGAACCUCGAGAGGCGCCUCAUCCUGAGCUUCGCCCCAGACUACGACCACCUCACUGUCAUCGGGAAAGUGGAAGCGUUCGAACACGCGCUGGACAGCACGCCAGGGAACGACCUGGCACGGGUGCUGUGGCUCAAGAGCCGCAGCGCUGAGGUGUGGCUGGAUCGCCGGUGCAACUACACACGGAGCCUCGCCGUGAUGAGCAUGGUGGGGUAUAUCCUCGGGCUGGGAGACCGCCACCCGAGCAACCUCAUGUUGGAUCGCUACUCAGGGAAGAUUAUCCACAUUGAUUUCGGUGAUUGCUUCGAGUCGUCCAUGCACCGCGAGAAGUUUCCCGAGAAGUUCCCGUUCCGGCUGACGCGCAUGCUGGUGAAGGCGAUGGAGGUGAGCGGCAUCGAGGGCACGUUCCGGUUCACGUGUGAGGCCGUGAUGGCAGUGCUGCGGCAGCACAAGGACUCCGUGCUCGCCAUGAUGGAGGCCUUCAUGUACGAUCCCCUCAUCAACUGGCGCCUUAUCAAUCGCACCGGCGCCGCUGCUGCCGCCGCCGCCAGCACCACUGCUGCUGCCGGGGCAGGGGGAGGAGGAGGUGCGGGUGGUGGCGGGGCAGCGGGCGGGGGAGGCGGCGGGGCGGUGCAGUCGCCGCCGCCGCAGCGGGGCGCGCGGGAGCGGGAGAUUCUGCAGGCGCUGGGGCAGCUGGAUGACGCCCAGGAGGUGCUGAAUGAGCGCGCAGUGGCGGUGAUGACCCGCAUGAGCAACAAGCUCACGGGUCGCGACUUCCCCCCUCUCGCUGCCUCUGCCGCCCCGGCCGCUUCUCUCCCGGGAGCCGUGCCGGAGUCCCCUCGCACGGGCAGCAGCAAUAGCUUGCUGGGAGACAGUGGGCGCAGCUUGGAGCGGACCACGUCGGCCAUGGCUGCUGCGGCGAUGGGGAGUGGUGGUGGGGUGAUAGCGGAGGGGCGGGAGAGCGAGCCGGGGGUGAGUGUGAAGGAGCAGGUGCAGCGGCUGGUGGUGCAGGCCACCUCGCAUGAGAAUCUCUGCCAGAGCUACAUCGGCUGGUGCCCCUUCUGGUGA